AUGGGCCGAGUUAUUCUCGCUCAGUGUAAAGGUGGUUCAGCCAUCUCUCGCGCUCGCACUUUCCAUCGUAAGGACCCAGCCAAAUUACGUUCUGCAUUAACAAUUGGCAAUGUUAUACCAUUGGAACAAAUGCCUGAAGGUAAUUAUGCUACAAUUGUUUCACAUAAUCCGAAGGGUGGUAAAACAAAAAUUAAAUUACCAUCAGGUGCAAAAAAAACUUUAUCAUCAACGAAUCGUGCUAUGAUUGGUAUCGUUACUGGCGGUGGUCGUAUUGAUAAACCAAUCUUGAAAGUUGGCUGA
This is a messenger RNA of Adineta steineri, 300 nucleotides long. Lineage: Eukaryota; Metazoa; Rotifera; Eurotatoria; Adinetida; Adinetidae. The record is from the annotation of a GenBank genome assembly.